UGGACUUCCAGAAGACCAAGUACGCCAGGUUCAUGAACCACCGAGUUCCUCCAAACAAGCGGUACCAGCCCACGGAGUAUGAGCAUGCUGCCAAUUGUGCCACGCACGCAGUGGGGAGCCAGAGGCUCGAACCUGGAUCCUGUGCACUUGGUGUGCUUAACCAGCUCCUGAUCAUUCCUAGCAUUGUGGGCAGCUCCAAGCUCUACUUCCUGUCGGACGAUGCCCAGGAGACCCUGUCGGCCUGGGUGUACGGCCUGGGCCUCUGCGGGCUCUUCGUGGUGUCCACUGCGUUCCACACCGUCUCCUGGAAGAAGAGCCACCUCAGGACGGUGGUGCACUGCCUGCACAUGUCCGACCGCAUGGUCAUCUACUUCUUCAUAGCGGCCUCCUACGCGCCCUGGUUGAACCUGCGGGAGCUGGGCCCCUGGGCCUCACACAUGCGCUGGCUGGUGUGGACCAUGGCCUCAGCGGGCACCGUCUAUGUCUUCUUCUUCCACGAGCGGUACAAGCUGGUGGAGCUGCUGUGCUACCUCGUCAUGGGUCUGUUCCCGGCCCUGGUCAUCCUGUCCAUGCCGGACAGGGAGGGCGUGAGGGAGCUGGUGGCGGGCGGCCUCCUCUACUGCCUGGGCACCGUGUUCUUCAAGAGCGACGGCCGGGUGCCCUUUGCCCAUGCCAUCUGGCACCUCUUCGUGGCCUUCGGGGCGGCCACGCACUACUAUGCUGUCUGGAGGUACCUGUACCUGCCCCCCACCUGCCAGGAUCCCGUGUCCAAGUGACCUGCCCUGGGAGAUGCCCACAGCUCCACGAGAGGCCAUGCCGACCCCCAGCACUGGGCACUGCCCAGGGGACCCUGGGCCCUGGUGUCCCCACCAUGCUCCCCAAGGCCCAGGCCUGUCACUCUGGCUGGCUGUACCCUCUGUGCCUUUCCCACCGGGCUGAAGAGAGGACCACCAGGAGGGACAGUACCCUGGGGGUGGGUCACUGCUGUAGAGGGGAAACUGAGGCCUCGCUUCCUCCUGCCCCACCUCCCUGGGCUCUUGGGAGGGAGGGAAGCAGGGACCUGGGGCCAGGAUAUCAGAUACCUUUCAGGAGGGUGCUAGGGCUGGGGACCUGACACCAAGCGCAGCGGGGUCCCUCCCUCCUGUGUCAGUGAGCCGUUCAUUUGGUACCUGUGGGCACAAUGUCUGGGAGACCCCUGCAGUCACUGGGUGAUACCCGUGGGGGCAUGUCCUCACUGCUGCGCCCGGGGCCAGCCGACCGGGAGGGAUACUGGGGCUUGAGCUGGGGCGGCUGCACCCUUGGGUGACAGCCCUGUCUCACGGCAGACGGGCCUGGAUUUGAGUGGGAGCACAUGGGAUGCCUUACGCUCACUUCUAGAACAUUCCAGGGUGUUUCAGAGCUCUGUCCCCUGUACACAGUGGUACUAAAUCCCCCAACUCAUUCCUCAGAGAGAUGGUGGCCUCUGAGCUGGGGGUGCUCUGGGAUGGGGGAGUCUGUUGCCUGGGAGUAUGUGUAUACAAUUAUGUGCACAUGCAUGUAAUGUGUGUAUGCACACUGAACAAAUGCAUAUAUGUUCGUGAGUGUGAGAAUGCGUGUGUGUGCACAUCUGUGUCCACACCAGCCUCCCAUACCAUGGGAGGGAGACCUUGGUCCUGUGAGCUUGGCAAGGUCUGCGGGAGCUGGACCGUCUGGCCCCACAGAAGCCGGGAUCCAGGAGAAAGAAGACAAGUGGAAGCCUCGUCCACGGUCACAGACUCUGUCAGUCAACAGAACACAGCUCCCUGGGAUUUCCGUGGCCCAGGACAUCCAUGUCCACUUGCCCAGCCGCCACCCCUGCAGGCCCCGGCCUGGCCUUGGAGGAGGAGAGUUGUUUUUUUUUUUUCAAGAUUUCUUCCCUUUUCUUCCUUCCUUCCUUCCUUCCUUCCUUCCUUCCUUCCUUCCUUCCUUCCUCCCUUUCUUUUCUUUCUUUCUUUUCCUCCAGUUAUUGCUGGGCUCGGAGCCGGCACUAUAAACCCACUGCUCCUAGAGGCCAUCCCCCCCCCCAUUUUAUUGGACAGGACAGAGAGAAACUGAGAGAGGAGGGAGAGGUAGAGAGAAUAACAUAGAUACUUGAAGACUUGCUUCACUGCUUGUGAAGCAUCCUCCCCUGCAGGUGGGGAGCUGGGGGCUUGAACCUGGAUCCUUGUGCUUAGUAAUGUGUGCACUUAACCCGGUGCACCACCAGCUGGUCAAGAUUUCUUUAUUAUCGUGACUUUUUUUUUUAUUGCCACCAGGGUUGUCUCUGAGGCUCAGUGCCUACACAAUGAAUCCACCACUUCCAGCGGCCACUUUCUUUUCCUUUAUUUGACAAGACAGAGAGAAAUUGAGAGGGAGGAGGAGAAGAGAGACACAGAGACCUGAAGACCUGUUUCCCUGCUUGUGAAGUUUUCCCCUGUGUAGCUGGGGAUCAGGGACUUAAACCCGGGUCCUCUCGUAAUGAUGUGUGCACUCAGUCAGCUGCCACCACCUGGCUGAUAUCCUUAUUUUUUAGAUGUAUUUGGUGGUCCACAAGGUGGCGCAGUGGCUAAAGUAUUGGAUUUUUAAGCCUGCGUUUGAUCCCUGACACUGUGUGAUGCUCUGAUUCUCUCUUUCAUAAGUAAAUAAAUAGUUCUUGUAUUUAC
Messenger RNA from Erinaceus europaeus (western European hedgehog), 2660 nucleotides. It is a transcript of the gene MMD2, whose product is annotated as monocyte to macrophage differentiation associated 2. Bases 33 to 776 code for a protein of 247 amino acids. The record is from RefSeq and is a predicted model, not a curated record. The transcript has 8 exons. NCBI's taxonomy places the organism in Eukaryota, Metazoa, Chordata, Mammalia, Eulipotyphla, Erinaceidae. Gene Ontology annotation, molecular function: pore-forming activity. Gene Ontology annotation, cellular component: membrane.